This is a messenger RNA of Bactrocera oleae (olive fruit fly), 11854 nucleotides long. The record is from RefSeq and is a predicted model, not a curated record. Lineage: Eukaryota; Metazoa; Arthropoda; Insecta; Diptera; Tephritidae.
ACAAACGCACUUGUUUAGCGUUACGAACACGUAUCUAUGUGGUAUAGACAUGUGCCUGGUGUACAAACUCUUGUGAGCCGAGACGAAAAUGCGUUGGUUGCAGCAGUGUAUACCGAAUUUCUCUAUUCAUGAAUUGUUUUCCACCAUGCAGAAAAACCAUGGUUGUGCUCGUAUUAUGCAAAAUGUGCGGUUAGUACAUGUUUAGCCCUUAUUCGGAAUCGACGUUGUGAAUUGCUUCUUGUGCGCGGCCUGUGUAAAUGAACUAAGAAAAUACUUAUAUGUGUGCACAUUACAUAUAGUUACAUAGGUACAUAUGCUUCUCUUUUGGAAUCACCCAAACGGAUGUGUGUGGGCAUUUUAAUUGCCUUGCUCGCCAUCUCAAACAGUGGCUGUUAUCCGUAAAAUUGUUGUACCUAUGAUGAUUAUGUAUAAUUCUGCAUUUAUUUUAAAUCUAUAAAGAGUUAAAAUGGAGGCACUAAUAAAUUAAUAAAUAUGCAGCGACACUAGUUGCAAUUGAAUAUCAAGUAUGUUCUCCGUUGUAUGUAUUCACAAGAAUGGAUAAGCAGGAAUACAAGUUAUAGAAAUACACAUACAUAUGUAAUCAAAAUCUUGUGUAUCGGCAAAAAUUAUAAUGCGUUUAAAAAUCCUAUGGAGUAAUAAUUCUGAAGUUUGCGCGUAUACAUAUGUAUGCAUUAUGGCGCAUGUGUGAAAUAAGUGGCUACAAGAAAUUUGUCUAAUACUGUUUCGACUGAAAAAUAAACAAAUGUCAAUUAAUUCAAGAUUAUCUAAAAUCGUAUCUUCAACUAAAUUAAUGUGAGCAAUAUGUAUUAAUUUAAAAAAUCUAUACAUGAAAUUGUGCAUAUAAAACAAUUAAUACAAAAGGCCUAUGCAAAUAAUGUAACCGCAAUAAACGCAGCUAAAAAUUCACAAUGUUACCACGGCUACUAUCGGAAAAACGAGAAGAUAGCAAGACUGAAAAUUCAUUCACAAGAGAAAAUAUUAAUGACGCCAGCAGCAAAUGGCGACUUUGGUGUCCAUUUCAUCUAUACACUGUGCUUAGCUGGCAAAGUUUUCGAACUUUACGCCUUCUUAUGAAUUGCCGUAUUAUGUCCAAUGUAUAUUUAUUCAUCCUGCUGCAUAUGGUGUUUCUUUCACCUAUACUGGCUCAACAACAGAAGUUCAGGGUUACUCCAUACGAUCUUCAAGUAUUAGAAGGUGCGGAAGCUAUGAUGCGCUGCGAAGUGUCUAAUAAAGCAGGUGCUGUACAGUGGACAAAAGACGGUUUCGCACUAGGUUUCUCAGCUGUUAUUCCUGGGUUUCCACGAUAUUCGGUUUUGGGUGAUCGAAAUCAAGGUGUAUAUAAUCUGCGGAUAUCGAAUGCGUCUAUUACUGACGAUGCGGAGUAUCAGUGCCAAGUGGGCCCAGCACGUCUUCACUCAGCCAUACGAGCAAAUGCAAGGUUAACAGUAAUAGCACCACCUGGUUAUAUUGAAAUACAAGGUUAUGCUCAGAAUUCGAAAGUAGAGGUAAGGGAAAAUCAAGAUUUAUCACUGAACUGUGUUGUUGGAAAUGCAAAGCCAGCCGCACAAAUCAUCUGGUAUCGUGGAAACGUGGAAUUUAAAGAAGGCCGCGUUGAUAAAGUUGAAGAGACUUCCUCAAAACGCUACACUACAAAAUCUACGUUAAAUAUAAAACCAAAUGCCGAUGAUGAUUUUAUGGAAUAUACUUGUCAAGCGAAACACAAGGCGUUGCCUCCGGAUAUGCCGUUGCGGUCGACCGUUCAGCUUUCCGUUCUCUAUCCACCAGGUCCUCCAUAUAUCGAGGGUUAUACUCAAGGCGAGAUUCUACGAAGGGGUCAAACAAUAGAGUUGGUGUGUCGGAGUAGAGGAGGAAAUCCACCAGCGCAGUUAAUUUGGUAUAAGAAUGGUUCUCAAAUCCGAAUGGCUUAUAGAACUGCCGGACGUUUAUCUGAAAAUAUCUACACCUUUACUGCAGAAGCGGGCGACAAUAAUGCACGUUUUCGUUGCGAGGCCAGCAACGUAAUGUCGCAGAAUCCUUUGAAGGCAGACAUUGACAUAACUGUACUUUUUGCUCCGACACAUGUAUCGAUUUCGGGACCUACUGAAGCGCGUGUUGGGGUCGUGGUAUCACUAACAUGUACAACUGCACCGUCUAAUCCACCAGCGGAAAUAAAGUGGAUGGUCGGCGGGCGUCAAAUUCGAAAUGCCACUUCAAAGACAAACGUGAGCUCUGAAGGUGGAUGGGUUACUGUUUCCAAUAUAAAUACAACUGUUGAACCCAAUAAAAAAUCUCUUGUAGUAAUUUGUCAUGGACUAAACAUGCAGUUAACAGAGAACGUUGUCUCAACACAUACAGUAAAUAUUUUGUAUCCCCCUUCGACCCCAAUAAUUUCUGGCUACAUGGAAGGACAAAUUAUACCAGCCGGUUCUGUGCAAAAACUACUAUGUGUCUCUUCAGGUGGAAACCCCUUAGCCACCCUCAUUUGGUACAAGAACGAUAAGAAAGUUAACUCCGUGAUACGAACUGCUGAUAAAUCUGUCUCUGCAGAAAUAAUCAUUCUAGCGAAUGUAACUGAUAAUCAAGCGCAAUACCGUUGCGAAGCAUCCAAUAGUGCGACUGAGAUUCCCCUUUUCGAAAGCACUAUUCUGAGCGUUCAUUUUGCGCCAGAAACUGUUAAAAUUCGGGUUGAACCUGAUAUUCUAAAGCCUGGUAUGGAAGUUGCUAUAAUUUGCGAUUCGAGUUCGAGCAAUCCGCCAGCAAAACUCACUUGGUGGAAGGAUGGUAUUCCAAUCGAUGGCAUAAAUAAUUCGUCCAAACCAGGAUUGUGGGGAGGCACGGUCUCGACUCUGGAAUUCAAAGUGAACGUUUCUCAGGAAAUGAAUGGUGUGGUUUAUACAUGUCAGAGUGCGAACGAAGCAUUACAACGUAGUGUUCACGAGGCAGUUAGCUUAAACAUAUUAUAUCCACCAGUGUUUCUUCCGCCCCCAUCAUCAACUGCUGUAGGAGUUGAAGGGGAAUCUUUACAAGUCUCUCUUAGCGCUACUGCUAACCCAGUGACUGUUUUGUACAGUUGGACAAAGGAUGGAUUACCAGUACCGUCCACUUCCUCCAGCAAUGGGCGUGCAGAGCAUCGUAUAUACGCAGAUGGAGCUAACCUUAACUUCACAAAACUGAACCGAAAUGACGCUGGAAUUUAUGUAUGUGAAGCCAGUAAUUCAGAAGGUUCAGCAAAGCUUAAUAUUACUAUUGUAGUGGAAUAUGGUACUGCCAUAAAAGCUAUAUCCGAAAAUGUUGUAGUAAAUCCUGGCGAAGAUGCAAUGCUAUCAUGUACAGUAGAGGGAAAACCAUUAACCGAUGAGCACAUUAAAUGGGAGAGAGUUGCUUAUGACAUGACAGUGAAAACUACGACCUCAUUUGUGAAUAACACUUCAUUUCUUCACAUAAAAGACGCACGCCGGGGGGAUGUUGGUAACUUUCGGUGCAUUGCAGACAAUCGUGUUGCUAAUCCCACAAAUCGUGAUGUCCUUCUAAUUGUUAAAUUUCCACCCGAAAUUGAUAAGUCGCCAACAUUGUUGCGUGCAGCGAGUGGAACUGGCGAACGUGGACGUUUGCCUUGUCGGGCUCAAGCUGCUCCUCAACCAAUAUUCAUCUGGCGUCAGGAAGGAAAGGAUUUGCAAGUGAAUCGCACAUAUAAGUAUGAAGUUGAAGAAAAGAAAAUCGAUUCACUAACCUAUGAAUCUACGUUGAUAAUUGAAAAAGUCGCUCCAGCUGAUUAUGGAGCUUAUGAAUGUGUCGCCACGAAUGAACUGGGCCAAACUACGGAAAUUAUUCGAUUGGAUAUCACCUCGCAGCCAGAUACGCCACUUAGUUUGAAUAUAUUAAAUGUCACACAUGAUAGUGUUUCUUUAGCAUGGACACCGGGAUUUGACGGAGGAUUGAAAGCUUCCUACAGAGUUCGAUACAGAGAGGUGAACCGAGAACAAUAUAAAUAUAUCGACAGCUUACCAAAUAGCCAUAAGUUGACCCUCAGUGGUUUGAAAACCAACACGCUGUACUUAUUUUCGGUGAUGGCAUACAAUGAUUUGGGUAACAGUAAAUAUUUACCCGACUUACAUCGGGCACAAACCAAAGAAGCUCCACCACCUUCGCAACCAGCUUCAUCGUUAGGAGGUCCACCGACAACAACCUCAACACCAUUGGGAGGAACUUCAGGUUUACUUCUUUUAGUGGGCGUCGUUUCAGGUGUCACGGUAGUUUUAUUAAAUGUUUUCAUUAUCGGAUGUUGCCUGCACAAACGAAACCAAAAACGACUUAAGCGAGAAGGAUUGGAAAUAUCAACUAAAGAAUUAACUGAAGACUCAAGUACUCCCAGUCUUGUUAUAUUGGGAAUAUCAAUGUCAGCGAUUGGAUUUUUGGUAGUCAAUGUUGCUUUAGUCGCUUGGUUCUUUGUUUACAAUCGACGCAAGAAAGCUGAGAAUGACAACCAACCAGGCAAAACAGCAACAAUCGAAAUGUAUGCUCCAAGUUCCUAUAACGAUACAGUUACAGGUGAAACAUUAUCAAGUGUUUCCGAAAAGAGUGAAUCAUACUCAAAUGAUGGCAGUCAAGUGGAAUAUACAGAUGAGGCACGAAAAAAGGCAGCUUCGACAUAUUUGGUAGAAGGCAGCGAUAUGCCACCUCCUCGUUAUCAAAAAGAUGGUACUAUGCCGAUAGUCUAUCCAAGUAACAUAGUCAAUGCUCGAACAUUACCACAUCCCCGUCACCACAGUAAUGUAACAAAUAUAUUAGAUCAUCGAGCACACGAUGAUCAAAUCCUCAUAAACAAAGGCGUGUACAUUCCGUCCCCUUCGCCAGCGCCACCACCUGAUGGUUCAUAUUAUAAUAUGAAUAGUGACAGAUAUCUUUCAUAUCCUCCUAUGGAUUAUCCUCCUCAACUGGAUUUCGCAUCGUCUCCAUUACCAAUGGCACAUCUUCAACCAAUUACGCAGGCAUCUAUAAUUAGUGGAAACGCCAUGAUUGGCGGUGGAAGCGGUACCCUUCGUAGAGGCAUUAUGCGUGGAGUUGUAGGCAUGCCGCCUCCCGAUGUUACUCAACUAACCAAUACUAGUAUGACUGGUACUAGCAGCAUCCAAUUGCUUCACGAACUGCAUCCAAUAAAUAAUUCAAAUAAUUCAUGCUCCACACAAACCACAAGCAUAACAGGUAACGGCAGUAUGAUGUCAACGAUUCCAAGCAGCACCUGCAAACAGCCUCAAAGUAUACUUAAGGAUCCAAAUAGAUCUAAACCACAACAACAGCUAUUGAGUGCGAACCUAGUUGGUGUGGGUGUACCCACUGCUUCAGGUAGUCUUCAAAUUCUCAAUAUUCCCACAUCUGCUGGUAUUAGUGGUAAUCUCUUGAUGACUGCGAGCGGGGCAUAUGAUCCGGCAAACCUUAGUACUUUCAAUGCUGCUACUGGUACAACAUUGGCAUACACCGAUGCCGAUGGCCAUUUAGUAUAGCUGUAGGAGUGCACGGGACUACCGAUGGCCGCUACGCUAGCUGUAAUUGAUACCCCUUCGGCUCCCUCUGUUGUCAGCUCCAACACUGAACGUUACUGACAAACAAAUACUCGUACAAUUGCACAGAUCAAAGUGAGAAAAUAUUGCAGAAAAUAGAAUAAUUAGGCAAGAGGAAAAGAUACUGAGUUUAGCAAUAAGAUUAGACUUAAGUUCAUUUAAUACAAUUAGCUUAAUUUAAUACUUACCAACGUAAAAGACCUGAUGCUGAAAAGGUUACAUUAAAAUAGUCAUAAGUAUAUGACAAGUACCCAACCAAAUAUCAUCAUCAUUGUUUGUACUUCCCCAUAGACACCAAAGAAAAUUUUUAGGUUUGCUAAAGAGCCCACAUAUGAAGCCACAUAUUUUAUUCUUGUGAAAGUAUUAUUAUAGUUACAGAAAUUGAUAAUUGUCCUUAUUCUCUUGUAACAUGUUUCACCGAGUAUAACAUUUUAUUUACCAAAUGGUUGUUUGUAACUUAUGGAGAUAGAUAUUCAAUGAUUUAUGUCAAAAUAAUCAGGAUGACGAAACGAAUUAAAUUCAGGACGUCUGUCUGUCCGCCCGUCAUUCGUUUGUCGGUAAAACGAUAACUUAAGAAAAAAUUGAGAAAAUUGCAGAUUAGGUAAAUCGGUCCUCUGUGAUGCCCACAAAAUGGCAAUACAAAGUGCUGUAACUAAGUUAUAAGUUAAGCUAUAAAAUGUUGAAAACACUAAAAUGCGUUAGGUCGCUAAAGAAAAACUUCACUACAUUAGGGAGUUUAUAUGGUAUGAAAAGAAUGCAUGAGAAUUAGUAUAAAAAGUCGGUAGUGGGCACGGCACCAUUUACUUGUUUAUGAAAUCUUAAUUUUCAGCAACUACUCGACCAAUUUUAACUAAAUUGCAUACUAAUAUCUUUGCAUCCUUAUGUUACAGUUUGAAAAUGAACAAAAUCAGAGUACAACCACGCCUGCUUCCCAUAUAACACAAUUUCAAGUUCCAUCUGAUUAUUUUACUGUACAAUAAAUAAAUCAACCACCAAUGAAGAUAUUGGAAUCAAACUAUGUAUAAAUAGUGCCUUCAAAGGUUGGCAUCUACUUGAGUAUGCAGAAAAAAGUUCAAAAUUUGUACGUCCAUUUUUUAUGUUGAUUGAAUUUGUAUACGAUUUGUAAAAUCUUUGAAACUAGCAAUAUAUCCAAUUCUUCUUAGAUUUAACUGUGAAUAAAUUAUGCAUGUGAUUAAAAAAACGUAUAAGCUGUUUCAGUUGGAGACCUACUGAAAUUGUCGCGUUCGAAGCGUAUACAUAUGUUAUAUAAAUCAUGUACCCCUUUCUUCAUAAAAAUUAUAAAAUAGUAUUAUUUACCGAAAAAUCAACGUAAUUAAUUUAGUCCCAAAAUUGAAUGCAAUUCCGAACACUGAUAUAAUCAGUAUAAGAGUGUCCUAAUGAAAUUAGGUGGACACCUUUUCUUAACCAUAAUGUGGAUUAGCGCUAUGAUUGAAGCCGGCGUAAAAACAUAGACCUGUGGUUAACUUUUGUCUCAUAUAUCCAAUGUAUUAAAUUUCGAUCCUUUGGUUGAGUUUAUAUGGAAGAGUUUCAACAAAAUGUUUUGAUUAGCAUUAUGUCACUCGGGAGUGAAAAAUAUGGAUAUCUAUAUAUAUAUAUAUAUAUAUAUAUAUAUUUCAUGAAGAAAAUGUGAGUAUAUGACUCAUAGUAAUUCGGUAUCAGAUAGUGUAAACAGAAUAUAACAUUUCUAGAAUAAUCACGGAUCUAAGAUUAUUUGAUGUUCGUUCCAAGAUUUCUGCAUAUACCAAUAUGUAAAGCAUAUGUAUGACAUAUUUAACUUUUCCAAAAUCUUUUAAAAACUACAUUUAACAAUAUAUAAUAUUUUUACGUUUGAAAUCAACGCUUUACAUGUUGUUUUAGCAGCGCUUCAAACAGAAAUUAGACUUUUAUACACUCGCAACAUGUUGCUACAAUAGUUUUGUUCACUUAAGGUUGUUUUUUUCCUGAGCCCUGUGAGUAGUGAGGGGCAACUGUGUGAGGAAGAUGUUUUAAAAGUAGGCAUGGUCCCGUUCUCUGAUAUGUUUAUUGUACAUAUCUCACAAACUAUUAUAGCUAUCUGAACUAAGCUGAGUUCAAGCCUUUGACAGUGUGAAAAUGGGUGAAAUACCAAUGUAAUGGUUUUGUUGAAAACUACUCAAAGUGCGAUAAAUCGCUAAAUAAAUACGUUAUAAGUAAAAUUUUACAAAAAGCGUGGUAGGAAAGUCUUUCAUAGGCGCCGAUAUACAAAUUGGACAAUGGGCGUAGCGCCACCCAGCUUCAGGUGAAAUCCUAUAUCUCACGAUGUUUUUGAACUCUAUCUAUUUAGUUCCUCCAUUUUAAUAGUAUACAAUGAAUGUAUGGUCGAAAUCGGAUCAUACCUUAUUAAGCCCCAGAAACCGAAUAUUAAAACAUGAGUGCCUAAGACUGACUUUUUACCGAAAAUAGCGGUCAAUGUCUAAGAUAAAUAAUAAAACUUAGAGAACGUCUUUUGCUGGUAAUAAUAUCUCUUAGUGCUAAAAACUGGUUUAAACGGGUUGUUGAUUCCCAUAGCCCCACAUACAUACUUAACAGAAGGAUUUUCAAAAUCCCGGUUGAUUAUAUACCAAAUAACCCCAUAUACAUAUUAUCAACAUUUCCGAACUAUCAAUACCAAUAUGUAAGAUAUCAUAUGAUAUAUUUUCUAACAUAAUAACAGUGUGACGCCCUCUAUCCGCCAUAUACCUAAUAUAAGGAUUUUUAAAUAACCGGUUGAUUUUAUAUCGUAAAGAUAGCGUCAAUCUGUGAGUUAUCUUACUAAUCUAAUGAUAUGUCAUCAUGCCUAAAUUGCCUACCAAAUUUAAUUAUUUCAAAUUUCGGUUGGCUUUAUACGGUAUACCUAUAUCGGUCAAUUUGUAAGAACAUUAAGUGAAUAUAUAACACUGAAAAUACCUUAACAUAUGUGAUACCGAAAAUAUGUAAAAUCGCUGACCGAAUUACCCCAGCUCCCAUAACUUAUACAUAAAGAUGUACGUUAUUUUAGCAAAAGAGUUAUGUCAAAAGUUAAUGUAGUCAGUCCUGACCUUUCUUUAGCCCCAAUAUACGCGAUAUAGUGAAUUCUAUUAAUAUUCAUAUCGGUUUUAUUGAAAUUAAGUGGACAAUUUUUCUUAAAAAUUGUACUAUAUAAGACCCAAAUUGGGUAGACUUGAACAAUAUAAAUUAAUGAUAUAAAACGAGAGUAAAAAUUGUUCGGUUACACUCGAACUUAGAACUUCCUUACUUCUUUAUAUUAGUAUCGUCAUAUGAGCUAACGUAGAUGACUCUAUGCACUUUAAAACAUGUGUACUAUUAUUCGAUUGAAGUAAUCCUAACAGAAAAUAAAACGAGGAAACCAAAUGCUGUGUUAUUCUCGUAUAAAAGUGAAGUUGAUGAAGAGGUUGCGAUUCUCAUAUGUACCCAAAUGUGUGUACUUUGGAAUAUAUGGGGAUGUAGACAUAUAAUAAGACCACUUAAAGCUUCCAAGUAGGUGCAUAAACAUUCCUACAUGCAUAUGUGCACAUAAAUGCUUAAAAAACUUUUCUAAUGGCUUGAAAACUUCCAGUAAAUAAGUAAUGCAGCUUAUAGUUUUGGUUCUCCUGCAAGUAUGUUUAAACAACAAACACCGUGAAUGGUAAUUUUACGCAUUUUUUAGUAAAUUAACACAAAAAUUUAUUUACAAAGUGUAUCCAAUAAAUUCUGGUUAACCUAUCCGAUAAUAAACUUAAAAUAGUUAAUUAUAUUAUAUUAUAAUGUUAAGAUCUUUUCGAUCGUUCGUUUGAAAAAAGUUUUUGUAUACCUAAUUGUGAGGGAACAUGUGUGUAAGCAUGUGAAAAUGACAAUAAUUCACUAUUUACUUAACCGUAUUUCAUAAUCGCUUCUAUAGUUUGACAACACUACUCUAUAGCUCUAUAGUUUUCUUUUUUUGUUAUGGAACUUGAUACCAUAUUUUAAUUUAAUGCAAAAAACAGCAGUUUUUUGUAGUAAUAACUGCUAAGGUUCGGGGUUUUUAAUAUUACCUAGAUUAACAAAUUUUUGUUUUUUUCAAAGGAGUUGAACAAUUCUUAAUGUGGUCGAACUAAAAAAACAUAAUUAGAAUGCGCAUGAAAUGUAUCUUCAUUAAAAAGUCAAGGUCAAAAUAAUCUAACAUAAUGUAUAUUGGUUUGGUACUUGUUAAAUAUUUGCCUAUAAUAUAUUAUACAUACAAACCUGUUUACUGGAAGCAAUUUAAGGAGAAAACGAAAAUUUGCCAAAAUCCGACUGAAGUUUAUUCUUACCAUAUUAUGACUAAUUAUAGAAACAAAACAAAGUUGAUUAAAAUCUAAACAAUUAGUACAUAUGUGUAUAUAAUAUUUAAAAAUACUGUACAAUUGUCGUAUGGCUAAAAUAUGGAUAUAAACAACUUGAAUUACUCAAAGAACAAAAAAGAAGAUGCAACAUUAAAUAGACGACGAACCAUGUUAAUUAAUAAUUAGGAUAUUUAUAUAUUAAGAAUCCAUUAAAUUUCCAUUCAUAUUUAUUAAGUAUAUAUUUUUAUUUGUGAAUAACUGCUUUUAUAAUUCUUAUCAUAACAAUAAUUUACUUUAAAGUAAAUAAUGUGAGACCUGUUUUUCUUAUAACAUUUACGGAAGGAAUAGUUUGACACACUGAUCACACUACUCGAAGCUACUCAAGUUUGACGGCAGCGCAACUUUUUAACUAUAUUUGUACAUUAAUAUAUUGAGCGUAUACUGCCAGUAGGAAUUAGCAUUUCUUGAUAAAAUCUUUUAAUUGGCGUAAGAUUAUUAUUAAUUUAUCUAGGUUCAAAAAGAAAAUUUCCAAAAGCAAAUCCAAAUAUGAUUCUUACAUACUACUUAGAAAGCAUUUAUAUUACGAGUUGUGUUAAAUAUUAAUGUAUUCAAAUUCCCGUUUCUUGACCACUGUUUAUUUGCAUAUCCAAUCAGCUAUGCGGACAUGAAAAGGGGACACAUGUAGUACCCAAAUAUGUGGAUCUGUUGUUUUAAAUGUGCAGAUUUGAAUUAACGUGAAAAAUGAAUUCUAAUUGAUUAGGGCAGAUGGCCCUUAAAUAUUAUGUGGAAAUAUUUAAAAAUGGGAAAAAAUACAAAAUUUUUCCUUGCUUUUCACACAUGUAUUUUUAAACAUUGCCAUAGUUGUAAGUUAGAGUAAUAUUGAAAAAGGUAUCGGUAAUCGUUGCUUAUGUCUUCCCGUCUAAAUUACCAAACAGCAGACGUAAACUCAUUCAUUAAGAAUCAUGCAAACAUUUUAUAAUAAUAUUAAUAAUUAAAAUAAUAGUGAAAGUAACAACUAUUAAGCCAAUAUAAAAAAUUUCGAUUCAACUUUUGUUAAAUAAAUGUUCUUAUUAAAUUAUAUUUAUAUAUAAUUAAAUGUAUGUUUAUAUACGCAUACGAUAUACUAGUUUGGAUAAGAUGAAGAAACCACUAUAAUUAUUUCAUAUUGAGCCAUACGGGUUUUUUCAGAUGAAUCCAAAAUGCCCCAUAUCACUUUUAUAUUCUGUUACUUUUGUAUACUUGUGGUAUUAAACAAACGAAUGAACUGUAAGAAGGUAUUUUACCAUACAUAUUUAAAAUCCAUUUUUUUUUAUUUUCCCAUCAACCGAAUAGCAGAAAUCGAAAUAUAUUUAUUAAAUGUAAUUUUACAUAUGCAAAUCAAAGGUUAUACCCAUGCAUUUAUUUUCCUAAAUGUAUUAUUAUUGAUUUUCGAUAACUGACAUAGUGCGAAACUUAACAAUUUUUUAUAUUAAUACUCACAAUGUAGAAAUCGAAGGUGUUUAAAUUUAUUCAACCCUAAGAGUAGAAAGUUUGUGGCCAAAUUGUAAAGCGAGUUCUUACCCAAAAUAACGAUAUAUACAAACGUAUGGAUAUAUGUGUACAUACGUGUAAAAGUAGAUUACAUAAUUUGCAACAAGUUGUUACGAAUCGAGUACCACUACGUUAGCUACAGUUAAUCAUCGCUAAGUACUAGCUGUCAUCAAGGCUGAUUAACUCAUUGAAAUGACAAAUCGCAUAUUUUACUAAUGAAUUACAUAAUGCAACGGUGUUUUAAAAACAACGUAGCUAUGUUGCACUACAAGUGUAUCUCAUAUAGAGUAGAAAGCGUAGUGGUAUUACAUAACUUGGUUUGAAAACAUAUUGUACGAAUGCCCAUUACAAGUUUUAAAUUGAGUACCACAGAUUUUCAUGCAUGUUUAAAUAACCUAAUGUUAAUAUUUUGUGUUUUUUAAUACAUUGACAUAUAUACCUAAAAAA